AUGUUGACCAAGGCGACUGGUCUCUCGAUUGAGAUAUGGGCGAUGAUAGUCGACUAUGUUCUCCGGCCUACGGACCUCAAGAGCUUGUCCCUCACGUGCAAGCAGCUGCACCAGAUCGCGGUGCGCAAUUUGUACCGCGAGGUGACUCUGAACGUCGGCAGCACGGCUGACCUCAAUCUGGGCGCUUUCCUCAACCCCCGCAACAUCGGGCUGAACUACAUCCGCCGCCUGCACAUCUACCUUGCCGAGGUCGAGGACAAGCGCAACCAGCUGCAGCAGGCCCACUUUGCUGUGCGCAUGAUCCUGGAGUUCCUGCCUGAAAACAUUCUCGAGCGGUUUUCUUGGCACCCAUGGCAGCCGUUCUCUGCGGACAACCUACUGCUGCUGUACCGCAAGCAGCGCCAUAUGACAUGGCUGGAGGGCAUCUCGCUCGACAAGAACAUCCUGGACCAGCUGGAGCACUCGUCGGAUUUGGAGGGCAUCGCUGAGCACACCCGCACCCUGGGCCUGUAUCCCGAUAGCGGAGAGGUGCUGGAUCUGUGCAACAUCCUGCUGCGGAAGAACAAGAAGGUCGACAAGCUCAUCGUCAAUGCCAGCUUCCAUCCCGCUGUGAGCUCGUUCUCGCCUCGUGAGCUGCACGAUUCGAGCACCGGGCCUGGUUUGAUCACCUCGAGGCUGUUUGGACACAUGAUUCCCCUGGAGCACUGUAAGCCUCUAGCCCUCACCGAGCUUACGCUGCAGAAGGUGCAUCUGCGGUACUCGGCGGAGACGUGGUGCCGUGCCAUCAAAUUCUCCACGCUCAAGAAACUUGCUAUUUUCGACUGCCCUGGAGCAUGCACUCUGUUCGCCGAGCUGAGCAAGCCAACUAAGCUGCCGCAGAACCUCGAGACGCUGGAGUUCAAGCACGAGGACAACCGCGAGAGCGACGCGCUGCACGCUCUGGACAACUUCCUAUGCCUCGUCACCGGACUCAAGGCCAUCACCAUCGACAUCAGCAACGUCAAGGAGCUGCCCGCCGCCGCAGGCAUCAGCAGACACGGCAAGACGCUGAAGCUGCUCAACGUGCACGCCAACGCGGCGGACCUGCUGGAGGACGAGUACGUGUACAGCCCGCUGGACUUUGAGAGCAUCUGCAGGGAAUGCUCGGAGCUGGAGCAGAUGUCGGUCGGUUUCCCGGCGACCAGCAUCGUCUCGGACAAGACGGACAGCUUCGCCGCCUUCGAGAACGCUCUCAACUACCUCCCCAAGCUCGUCUCUCUCAACAUCACCACGUGGCCCAAGAACAACAACAGCCUCGGCUCCCUCCCACGCAACAUCUACGCCCUCCUCGUCCAAAACGUCGCCCAAUCCAUCCUGUAUUCCCACAACCCGCACCCCGUCUCUUCCGACGCCCACAGCGACACCGACUCCGUCAUCACCGCCGUCGACCACCAUCACCAUCAUCACCACGACCACCACCACCAUCACCGCUCCCCCCGCCACUCCCACCUCAACCUCAUCGCCUUCGGCAGCACCGACGCCGCCACCGCGCACGCCGCCGCGCUCCUCGACGACAGCCGCACGCAGCUCGUCUUCGUCAAGGGCCGCCAGCUGGGGCCGUUCGGCGAGGAGGCGCCGCUGGCCGUCGGUGUGAAGGGCAGGCUCAGGGAGUACGUCGAGCCGCGCAGCGAGGUGCUGGAUUUCGGGCUCGCGCGCGCGCGGAAGAUGCCGAGCGGGGGUGAGGAUUUGGGGGUCGGGAUGGGGGUGGGGUGGUUGGCGAAUUGA
Molecule: messenger RNA, 1764 nt
Organism: Lasiodiplodia theobromae
Lineage: Eukaryota; Fungi; Ascomycota; Dothideomycetes; Botryosphaeriales; Botryosphaeriaceae
Product: Leucine-rich repeat protein
Exons: 3
Coding region: 1-1764 (587 amino acids)
Source: RefSeq, a predicted model, not a curated record